GGGAUAUUGUGUCGCCACGACUGUCUAGCUAGGGGCUAGUUCACCCGAAAACAAUGGCGAACGCAGUCGUCAAUAUGAACACGUUUGGCGACGUUCGCCUCGUGAACCUGAUAAUUAUCUUAUUACUAGUAACAUUGACUCCAUGUUCCGCACGUGGUUACGGUAGAUCACACAGCAGUCACGGCAGAUAUUCACACAGCAGUCAUGGCAGCGGCGGAGCCCACUCUUACCCUGCAUCAACCGGAUAUUCUGGUACGGGGUCAGGCAAUCUGCACUCGAACCAUGCAUCUGGUACUGGUUCAGGUAACGCGUAUUCAUACCCCGCAUCCACAGGACUUUCGGGAAACAAUUACAACAGUCACAUUACAAAACAAUCAACUACGCAUCAACAACACAACAACCCCAACCACGGUACCAAGACAGAGGUUCAUCACCACUACCAUCAAAAUUACCAUUAUAGCCCACCGCAGCAAGUGAGUUACGGUUCCGUCAGUUACCCGGUGUAUCAUGCUCAACCCCCUGUCUACGUUUACCAGUACAGAGAUUCUGGAAGUAGGUUUGAUAAUUUGCUCACCGGUUUAGCCCUUUAUAAUUUGGGGAGGAUGUCGGCCAACCACGAUCACCACCAUCAUUACGAUGCGGAUCGAAGAUACGUGAGUGCACCGGGUGAGGUAUGCAAACUAGGAAUUAAAAAGAAAAAUGGCGACUACGAAGAGACACGCGUCGACUGCGAGCUCAUGUCGAGUUUUAUUUGGGAAUCUGAUAAGCAGACAUCUUUACAUGCUACCCCGAAAACUUUAAAUACAGUUUCUACUUCAGUAGUGAAUGUGACGCAGGUACAGACCGGCGAAGCGAAGACUAACCAUUCCGUUACCACAAUCACAGUGACAAACACCACAGUCGUGGACGCCUUACAAGCUAAAGGGCAGUCCAUAGAAGUGACGCCGGAAAUGGUUUGUUACAUGAUUCGCACGUCUCGAAGUUCUAAUAUUAUGAGGAAGGAAAUAAAAUGCGGAAUAUUACAAGCUUACGCGCAAAGCUCGUGGCGCCACAAUGGCUGUGAAGGGAUUUCCUCAUCAGUCAUUAUGAUACUUUUUACAUUGCUAUUGAGAUUUGAAGUAUUUUAACAAUAAUGUUUUUAGAAUCAAUAUCUUGGAAGUAGAUGAGAGUUAUUUCUAUUUUUUAUUCUGUAUCAGUAAGAUAGGUACCUAAAGCUCGUGACGCCGUAAUGGCUG
Chilo suppressalis (striped riceborer) is the source of this 1235-nucleotide messenger RNA. The record is from the annotation of a GenBank genome assembly. NCBI's taxonomy places the organism in Eukaryota, Metazoa, Arthropoda, Insecta, Lepidoptera, Crambidae.